AUGGGUGUGGCAGAAUCUGCCCUGUCUGUCAUGGGUGUGGUAUCUGUAACACUCUGGUGUGGCAGAAUUUGCUCUGUUUUUCAUGGGUAUGGCAUUUGGGAGCCUUCCAAGGAGGUAUCAUUGGAAGGUCAUUCUGUAUUAUUUGGGACUUCAGCUGAGGUGACACAGCAUAAAGAUCAUUUGGUUUUGGAUGUAGAUGACGUGUUGAUUGAUUUGAGUGCAGCUGAUAGGCGUAGUUUAGACAUGGCCAUUGGUUCACCUCAGGUGGAGGUGUUUGGAUCGUUUCAGUUUGAGGUCAUUGGAGGUGCUAUCAGUCGCAGAUUUGGUGAUGAUGGAGGAGGGUUGCGUGCUCUUUUAUUUUUAGGCUUCACAUAUCCUAACAGUUUAAAAGAUGUGUUUUCCCAUUACUUUCUCUCUGAUCCUGUAUGUUUUGUAAUCCUGCAGAAACUAUUUUCCCAUGUUGACAAACUACUUGCUGCUGACCACCCAUCUGACUGCAGCCUAUGGCUAGGCUUGUUGGCAUUUCACUUGGCAUUAGUUAAUCAGCCCCAAGAAGCUAUUGUCAUUUCGACUUUUGCCUCUGUUCUCUAUCUUGGAACUUGGGAUAGAGGCAUAAAGUUUGUCAGAGAAAAUGUUAAGAGACAUGUUCAGUUCGUUCCUGAAAUUGAAGAGGCUUCUGGAACUAAAUCAGAUGAAUCGCUUCUGGAACAGACAUCUCAGUUGGCAUCACUGCUUAAGACUUCAGUUAGUGCUUUGGUUGACCCAGAAGCUCUCCAGGAAUCACUGGUCAAAUACAAGACAACUUUGCCAUCAUCAAAUCUGGAUCACCUGAUAUUUGUUCCAGAGAGAGCUGCAAGAAAUGUCCUCAGAGUGUUUGAUGGUUUAGAAAGUGAUAUACAUUGUUACGCCAAAGAAAGGAGCUCUUUUUGUAUUAACUACGAUCUGCUGAAGAGAGGGGAUCCAGAUGAAACCAGGUUUGUCCUUGGAAAGGUAAUUUUCGAUACACUGAACAGUGAGCGAGCUUUGCAAGAGGAUCAAAAUCCUGGAACACACAAAUCAAAUGGUGAGGUUAUCCGUCAAAAUAAUCAGAAUACAAGCAUUUAUGCAUCAAAAGAUGAGCCUGUUCAUUGGAAGAAUCAGAAUGCUAGGAGGAGGAAGAAUAGAGAACCUCUAAUGCCCACUUACAAGGUUAAUGCUGUUGUUGAUGAAUUUAAGGGUGAGCGCAUUCACCAGAGGAAUUCUAAUACAAAUACAGAAAAGGGGAAGAAAGGCCGUUCGCUAUCUACACUGUUUGAAUAGUUUUCUUUUUGAUCGCUAGAGGGAGCUUCUUUUAUUGUAUGUAAAUUAUUGGCGUCGAAAUUUGUUUUGGUCUCAGGAAUUAAAUUCAUAUGAAAAUAUGUGCGUGUUUUAGUUAAAAUCUUGUUUCUUCUUACUGUAUGAAAUUUGAAUCUGGUAGUGCACAUGAAAAUUCAAAGAGUUCAUUUGUUUA
Asparagus officinalis (garden asparagus) is the source of this 1489-nucleotide messenger RNA. RefSeq lists its product as uncharacterized. Lineage: Eukaryota; Viridiplantae; Streptophyta; Magnoliopsida; Asparagales; Asparagaceae. The transcript is spliced from 6 exons. Bases 1 to 1299 code for a protein of 432 amino acids. The record is from RefSeq and is a predicted model, not a curated record.